Spodoptera littoralis (African cotton leafworm) is the source of this 1254-nucleotide messenger RNA. The record is from the annotation of a GenBank genome assembly. NCBI's taxonomy places the organism in Eukaryota, Metazoa, Arthropoda, Insecta, Lepidoptera, Noctuidae.
UCGAUUGUCAUAAUAUUUUCAACCAUUCCAGUUCCUAUAUGGAAGCGAACUCGAAAAAUUUUAGAUCUAAGCUUCAAGCAGCACAUAUUGGACGACUACCUCCAACUGUUCAAAGAACGCGCUGAGCGGUUUGUUGAGACGCUCGCGGAAGAUGUUGGUCAAGGUGAAGUGGACCUCAUCCACAAAAUCACAAGGAGUGUUUUAGAAACAUCAUGCCGUAAGUUAACUACUUUGGGAGUAAAUCUCGAUGGCAAAGAUGAAGUUAAUGAUAACUACGCCAGGGCACUUAAUGAGAGUUUCAAUAUUCUCUCUGACAGAAUCUACAAACCUUGGUUCAUGAUUAAUCCAAUCUUCAACUUGUCCAACAGAAAAAAGAGGUUAGACAAGUUACUCGAAGCAGUGGCUAGCUAUACGAAGGAAAUAGUGCAUCAAAGAAUGAAGGAAUAUUUACAGCCUUUGCAAGAGAAAGAGAACUUCAGUUACAAAGGUAUGAAAAUAAUCAAUGCUUGGUUAUACAACCAUUGGUAUUAUGGCAGCCAUCUAAGCGUCUUAGACGUAAUGUUAGGAAACUCUGUGACUGACACCAAUUUCCUCUUCACUGAUGUUGAGCUUAGACGCAUUAUGGACACUGUGCUGGUCGGUGCUUUCGAUACCACUAUCCACCAGAUGCUCUACGUUUUGAUCUGCAUCGGUAGCAGCCCUCAAGUACAGGACAAGAUUAUCCAGGAGAUGAAUGCCGUUUUAGGUAAAGAUGGGCAGCUUGAAAAGGAGAAUCUGUCUCAAAUGGUAUAUUUGGAUGCAGUUGUCAAAGAAGUUACCAGAUUAUAUCCUAUUGUUCCAGUGAUAGGGCGAGAUGUGAGAACACCCACAAAGUUGCGUAAUGUGACGAUUCCAGCUGGUAGUUCUGUUGUUGUACAUGUAUGGAGUACAAAUAGAAACACAAAAUAUUGGGGUCCAGAUGCAGAAGAAUUUAGACCAGAAAGGUGGUUAGAUUCCACAACUGUACCAAACCAUCAAGCUGCAUAUGCUACGUUUGGGCCAGGAAAAAGAGGAUGUGUUGGUAAGUUACUCACCUUACGUUGUAAAUCAUAUGCGCUAAUGUAUUUGAAAGCAACCGUCGUAGCAUUACUGCGCAAGUACAAGCUCACGGCAGAUCACAUGAAAAUGAAAUUAGAAUGUAAAGUAAUGCUUAAACCUGUGUCAGGCCAUUUGAUUAAAAUUGAGAAGAGAAAUGAAGAUAUACAAAUAAAGUGA